Messenger RNA from Rotaria sp. Silwood2, 141 nucleotides. Lineage: Eukaryota; Metazoa; Rotifera; Eurotatoria; Philodinida; Philodinidae. The record is from the annotation of a GenBank genome assembly.
CCAGAAGUAAUUAUAAAUGAAAAACAAUUUGAGUUAACAAAACAUUUAUUGAAACAAUUUGCUGAUCGUAUACCUUCACCAUUACAAUUAAAUUCUGAAUUAGAAAGAUGGCAAAAAAAUGUAAUGAUUUGCUUAAAAUGA